Molecule: messenger RNA, 1421 nt
Organism: Sitophilus oryzae (rice weevil)
Lineage: Eukaryota; Metazoa; Arthropoda; Insecta; Coleoptera; Curculionidae
Product: rho GTPase-activating protein gacN-like
Exons: 4
Coding region: 76-1365 (429 amino acids)
Source: RefSeq, a predicted model, not a curated record
AAAAGGUGUCAAAAUUUGAAGUAUUGACAUUAAGGUCAUUAUUAAAAGCGAGUAACACUCUUUCUCCAGAUUUAAAUGAAAAAACUCCUGAAGAGUCCCAACAAACUAGUUAGAAGAGUCCUGUCAAAAUCUUCCAAUAUUUCGCAUGAGACAAAAUCAAACUCGCAAUCAGAAGAUUUGAUGAACCACGAACAGAAUCUGACCCUCGAAAUCGAAUCGUUAAAAAGCCAAAUAGAGAACCUGAAAGAAGCGGUACGGUCUCUACAUAGAGACACCGAAAAGAAAGAAAUAGCUCUGGCUCGAAUAGCAAGGGAGAAGGAAAAAGUUAGUUUGGACUUGUUAAGGCAGCGCAGAUCGAAUAAUAACUUGUUGAAGCAGUUGGAGGAUGAAAGAAAGUACUACUACCACGAAAAGGAGCAGUACUGUAACGAAAUGAACGAGUACAAAAAGUUGAAGAGGGCGAUGAGUACCGCUUCGACUCACAGCGAAGACGGUAUGAGCUUAGAACAGUGUAAAAGAGAACUGGCCAAAGCGAAACAGACUUUGAAUCAUACUUUGGAAGCUAAUUAUAAUUUGAGUAUAAAGUUUUUGAGAAUGAAAAACACUAAAACGUGUUUGAAAACGGAGUUGAAGACUAUGAAGUUAGAGCAUGAAAAGUUAAUAAAUGAUUAUAAAUCAAAAAUGGAAAGUCUCUCCGAAGAACUAAACAUGAUAAUUAAUGAAAGAAUAAGUACGCCGAUAUCUUGCAGCAGCAAAAAAUAUUUGCAAUUGGUGAAGCAAAAUAGCUGUAUAGUAUACGAAAACCUCUGUUUGCAACUGGAAAUUGACAAUUUACGUUUGAAAUAUGAAAAGGUCAAAAUUGAGAAGAAUAAAACUGAGAGUAACAGCAAAUUAAAAUAUGCUAACAGUGAAACAUCAAAUUCGAAGAAUUUUUAUAAGUCCACUACAAGAAAACAGCAGAAAAAAGUUCGGAUAAAAGAUGAGGCACCUGAAAAACUAGAAAAAGAUAUAUCGAGCAUCCCAUCGACCAGUAAGCAAUCGACUGAACAUACAAGUAAAAAUAUAUUGAAGAUUUAUGAAAGAAAUGAGCUGCCUGGGAUUCCCAAUAUAGAAAUACUGAACGAACGUGAGAUAUCUAAACCAAGAACUAGUUCAGAACAAAUCUCUAGACAAAUACCCACCGUUCAAGAGAGAAGUUGUAAAGAAAAUAAGCACGAUACUUUGAUUAAAAACGUUUUAGAUAAUCCCGGUUCUAAAUUGACACUUUUUCAAGUAUCCAAUACCGCAUCUCAAACUUCAACGACCUAUAGUGGUGGAUUAACAAGAGUUAACUCUUCACCAGAUAUUUUAUUACGGAGAAAAUAAUAUUCUUUAAUAGGUUUAUAUUAUUUGUCUAUGUUUUAAGUUUAAAUAAAAUGAAU